Molecule: messenger RNA, 2730 nt
Organism: Prorocentrum cordatum
Lineage: Eukaryota; Dinophyceae; Prorocentrales; Prorocentraceae
Source: the annotation of a GenBank genome assembly
AUGGACGAUGUUCAGGAAGCUUUUGGCGCCCAGCUGUUGCGUGACGGCCACCUCGUUAUCGACGGCUUCCUGCCUGAGGGACAUGUUACGCAGUUGCGGUCGGAGGUUGUCGCCUGCCACGAGGCUGGCCACCUCCACGUUGCCGGGCUGGUUGAUAGCAGUAUCAACUCAGUCUCAGCGGCAAAGUACGAAAACACCCAGACGCGAGGCGACGUCAUUGGCUGGUUCGACAGCGAUGAACAAGGCUGGCCAUACGGGCGUGGCUUGCACAAUUACCUUGUUAAGGUGGGCACGAUGCUCUCUGAGCUCGGCGCGCACGUUCCCGAGCUGAAACAGAUCACCUCGCGUUCGAAGGUAAUGGUGGCCUGUUACCCUGGGGGUGGUGCGCGGUAUGUCAAGCACGUGGACAACGACGGGAAACACCCCCUUUGCCGCACACGGCUCUUGACCGGCUUGCUCUACUUGAACCCGGAGUGGAAGCCCGGCGACGGGGGCGAGCUGGCAAUCUAUGAGCAGAGCGACAAGAACGUGGAGCGCCGAGUCGUGCAGCCCCGGGGCAACCGGCUGCUCCUGUUCUGGUCCGACUGGCGCACUCCACACGAGGUGCGCCCGGCGCAGCAGCCGCGCUACGCCGUGACGCUGUGGUUCCUGCACAAGUGCACGGAUCUGCGGUGGGCGGAGGAGGAGGAGCUGCCAGCCCCCGUGCCGGCCCCCGCCUCCGAGGCCCCUUCACUGGACGCCGCCAGCGGAGACGUGACCGGGACGGCCACGCCUGGGGUGCACACCUGUGGCAGUGGGACUGAUACAACUGCUGCGUGGGCCACAUCGCCUGUUGACGAUGGACCUGGCGACAGCAACAACGACGACGGCAAAUCCGACGGCGGCGGCGGCACCGUUGGACGCGGUCACACUGGCGCUCACUGCGAGCAGCUUGUCCAGCCCGCGGGUGACAUGGUGCGGCACUGCUGGCGUCGCCUGGAAGUACAGGGAGGUCAACUCAACGACGGGGCCGGCCGCUGGGAGCUGCGCGUCGAGGUGCCGGGCGAGAGGCCCGGCUGCCCGGUCCUGGAGGUGUCCGACAGCCACGUGAGCGUGUCCUCCUCCUCGGGCGCGCCGCUCGCGCAGCUGCCGCUGCCCGCCGGCCGGUGGGAGGCCUCGGGCUCGACGUGGUCGCGGAAGCGAGGCCUACUCGCCACCACCUUCGAGGCUCUGCCCACGACGCCGGCCUCCUCGUCCACGGCCGCGGCACCAGUCGCAGGGCCCGGCGACGCCGGCUCGGCAGCAGCGGCCGCCGCCGAGAAGGCGGCGGCGGCGGCUCCGUGCACCCGCGGCCGCGCCGCGCCGGUGCGCCACGGGUGGCUGCGGCUGGGCGACGCCGGAGGACGGGAGAGCGAGAGCGCCUGGGAGCUCCGCGUGGAGGUGCCGGGCGAGUGCCCGGUGCUGGAGGUCUCGGAGGCGCAGGUCUGCGUGGCCUCUCCGGGCGGGCGGCCCCUGCUCCGCGUGCCGCUGCCCCGCGGCUCGUGGGGCCCGCCCGCCAACAAGUGGUCACGGAGGCGCGGGCUGCUCACAUUCUAGGCCUUUGCAGCUCUCGGCUCGGGGCGCCGACUCCGAUUCAGCUGCGCUGCUGGCGGCUCGGCUGACCGAGCGCGGCUGGGGGUUCACCUGGGCGUCGACGCCUUCCUGUCCGGCCCGGAGGCCGAUGCGCUGCGGGGCUGCGUCCUGCAGCUGCGGCAGUCUGGCCGCCUGCGGGUGGGGAGCAACGGGCACGAAGGUGCCACUGGGUACGGAGUGAAGAACGACGAGUACGCCUUCCUCGACCCGGCGGAGGUGAAAGAGGCCUUGGCGAAGCCUUUGCGUGAGUGCGCAGGGCUCUGCAACAGGCUUGUGCUAGCGCUGGUGCGUGCAGUGCCAGCCCUUCAGGGGCUGCGGCUGACAGCUGGCCAGCCUAUGGUUGCGGUCUAUCCAGGCGACGGCGCUCGAUACGGUCGCCACUAUGACGCGACUGCUGGCAAGGUGGGUGGAGACAAUGGGCGUGUGGUGACCCUGGUGGUCUACCUGAACCCGUUCUGGAGGGAGGAGGACGGCGGGGCUCUCCGCAUCUUCGAGCCGGAGGGCGUGUCCGAGCAGGAGAUGCCCCGGUCGUGCAGCCCCUGCACGGGCGUCUCGUCGGCUUCCUGUGCAAGGACCGCUGCCCGCACGAGGUGCUCCCCUCCCGGGCGGACCGUGCCGCGGUGACCUUCUGGUACUACGACGGGGAUCGGCUGGCGGAGCGCUGCCGCGAUGUGGGCGCCGACGGCGAAGGGCUGCGCGGCUUUGGCUUCGAGAUGGGCUGAGAAGGCCGCCGAGCCGGCGCUGGCCCACCUGCAGCGCCUGCCGAAUGGGGCGCAGCAUCGGGCAUUCGAUGGUGUGCCUACAGCGGUCGACGGGUGCCCCACUUCCCUUUGCGCUGGCCCUCCCACCUCUGAGUGCCAGGGGGGCCUCGCGCCCGACAGCAAAGGUCGAACCACGUGGCUAUGUGGAUCGCGCGGACGAGCCAGUCGGUUGUGGGCUGCGGGAGGCCGAGCGGGUGAAGGCAAGCGCGGUGCGGAGAAAGUUUCGGGGGGGCGCCAUUUGCGACCAGCCGCUGGCCUGGCAGACUUCUCCACUGGGCGGAGGGGCUUGGAGCUCAAGCCUCCAAUGCAUCCCUAGCGGGUAGCAAGAGUUCGAAUGACGCACGCAGUCAAUCGGCGG